Messenger RNA from Bombina bombina (fire-bellied toad), 2529 nucleotides. RefSeq names its product activating transcription factor 5 (gene ATF5). Gene Ontology annotation, cellular component: nucleus. The transcript has 3 exons. NCBI's taxonomy places the organism in Eukaryota, Metazoa, Chordata, Amphibia, Anura, Bombinatoridae. The record is from RefSeq and is a predicted model, not a curated record. The coding region runs from base 257 to 1204 and encodes 315 amino acids. Gene Ontology annotation, biological process: regulation of transcription by RNA polymerase II. Gene Ontology annotation, molecular function: RNA polymerase II transcription regulatory region sequence-specific DNA binding; DNA-binding transcription activator activity, RNA polymerase II-specific.
AUCCUCUAGAAAAAAUAGUCACAACUUCAGCGGCAGUGUACGAGUAAUAGAGAUAAACGUGGUUUUAUUGGUCACCAUGGCUUUCUAGACUUGCAAAACAACAUAACAAGUGUGCGUAUGCACUUGUGCUGCACAAUCAAACCAACUGCAAAGAUGGCGUUCCUUUCUAUCUCCCCUGCACCUUCCGCUGUCAUUUCCAGCAGGAAUCGUGCUUCCAUCUUCUUCUCCAGUGUGGAAUUGAAUAAUCCUGGUCGAAAUGUCUCUCCUGGCAGCUUUAAACCUCGACCUGGAGAUGUCUAUGUUGCCAGUUAGCACUCUGCACUGGCGGGCGGAUGUCCUUAAGAUCCCUGUUCAUGGAAAUCACUACGAACACCUUUUAGUACCUAUGGAGGAUGGGGUGAACACACAUGGGGCUGAGACAGGGUGUCUGGGAGGUGAUGGAUUCACAGAUUGGAUGACUGAGAGGGUGGAUUUUUCAUGCUACCUUCCUGCAUCAGUGGAUUCAUCAAUUCCAGCCCCUCCAAACCCAGCCCCAGAUUUGGAGAUCAUGGCCACCCUUCUUAAGAAGGAGUUGGAGCAGAUGGAAGAUUACUUCCUGGAGGAGACACUCUCCCCUGGGCUUCCAGUGCCUCCAGACCAAGUAGCUCCUAGCACCCCACCAUCCCAUGAAGUGCAUUUCCUUUUCCCUGCAUCUGACCAACAGCUUGGGGGAAGAGAAGUAGAGUUCCAGACUUACAUUGCAGAAACUCCACCUUCUGCUCAAGCACCGUUGGAGACCCUAGAUUCUGGUUGCCUGGAUCUUCUAAAUCUGUAUUGUGAUGUUCCUAAUGAUUUCCCUAGAGAACACGUGCAGGAUCUUACAGUGAUAAAUGACACCACUGACCCGCCAGCACAAUCAAAACGGCUGUAUAGGCCUACUCCAUAUGAUUGCCCCAGCAGUGUGGCUUCCAGCUGCUCUGUAUCAACCCAUGUUAAAGGUGAUCGAAAGCAAAAAAAGAGAGAUCAGAAUAAAACAGCAGCUCUGAGGUAUCGACAGAGGAAGCGUGCAGAGUAUGAUGCUCUUGAUGAAGAGUGUCAGGGCCUGGAGGCCAGAAACCGAGAGCUGAAAGAAAAGUCAGAUUCUAUUGAAAGAGAAAUUCAAUAUGUUAAGGAUCUUCUUAUUGAGGUCUACAAGGCCAGGAGUCAAAGACUUCGUAAUAACUAGCCUUUGAAAAUGUGUGAGAAAAGAUAGAUACAUUUAGUACGUUUUUAGACAAACUUUUUAUUUACAUUUACAGGUUACAAGAAUGAAUGUAAAUUAUCACACUUGUUCUAAUGCUGACAAGACUUCAAUUACUUUUUAAGAUAAACUUGUUACUGUUCUUGUCGGUAUCAUGAAUUAUUAAACAAAAAUAUUGUUGCAGGCCUAAAAUAGUGCAAAGCAGUUACAAUAAUGAACUAUGUGUGUCUUAAGGCUGUGACACACUGAGAGCAGAGCGCAGCUUGAUGAUGCGGCUGUGUGCGCUCAAUGUGUCUUGCCUUAUCUCUGCAUACUCAGCCACGUCAGGUCGCGUAGCUGUGCGCCCAGAGUUGAAAUAUUUGAACUUCAGAAGUGCUGCAGCGCGAGGCAGUUGCUUUGCCUCACACCACAUCGCUUGCAGUGUGUCACAGCCUUUACAGUUUUGGUGUGUGUUUUUUUGUUUUUUGCCGUAUUAAAUGUGACAAGGUGGCUUAUUUUCCCAAUGCAAGCGGGGAUUGAGAAUUACAAUGGUGGUUCUGAAUUCAAAAGAAGUAUCAAAAUAUAAAAUGUAUAUUUGGUCCUUUUGCCACAUUCAGAAGUAUGUGUGAAAAGCACCUGUCACAUUACAGCAUGUAAGGGUAUUUUAAAGACGGGAAAUGUUUUAUGUUUAUUUUCUUAAUGAUCCUGAUUGGAACUCUGCAGUUUCAUUCACAAAAGUUUUGAAAGGCGCAUGAAACCGAGAUUGUACAAGUUAAGUGUCACUGAAAUGUCAAGUUUGAUAUAGCUGAAUUUUUUUUUAUAUAUAUAUAUUAUAUAAAAUCUUCUCUUUGGGGAAAACUAUUCAAAGUUGAAACUAGGGUUUUGUGCUAUUUUUCUUUGUAUUGUAAACAACUUAUGUUGUGUAUGUUUAUAUAUUUUAGAAAAAUGUUUUUGUAUAUAUAAAGUAUUCUAUGCAAAAAAAUGACUUUCUGCAGUCUGAACCAGGCAAAGGACUUCAAACUUAAAAUGUCAACAGUGGCGUGAAAGAAAGCAAUAUACUUCCUGUAAAUGUACUAUGCUACAGAAUGGACUUUAUUUUACAGGUUAAAUAGGCAGUGUGAAAACCUACUACAGUAGAUGUUUUGUGAAUUUCCCAUAUAGGUUUUAUUUUCCAUAGUAAAAAACUUACUGUUAAAAUGGAGUAAUUCUUGUGUGGUAGAAUACCUGAGUUUCGGUAGCUUACAUCUAGAAGCACUUAUGCAAGUACAAAUUUUUUUAUUUUCAAGGUGUAAACAUUUUGAUGAUUAAUAAAGUUCUGGAUGUGCAAAUAA